Lolium perenne is the source of this 1253-nucleotide messenger RNA. The record is from RefSeq and is a predicted model, not a curated record. NCBI's taxonomy places the organism in Eukaryota, Viridiplantae, Streptophyta, Magnoliopsida, Poales, Poaceae.
CAGGUAUCUUCCGGUCACGGGUGGGCCGUUCCGAGACUUCCGGGAUCUCGAAGACGCAGUUCGUGCAUGCUACGCUGACAUCUACCUCUCCUGGCAUCGCCGGAGGCGACCCCUUGUUCCGCCGCCUCCUUCGACGUACCAACGGCACCAAUCCUCUAGCUAAAACCUAAAAUCGACUGAUUACUUCACUCUUCGAUCAAUAAAUCGAUUUGUUACUUUACUGAUCGAACAAAAAAAAAAUGUUUUUUGAUUGCUUCUCCAGCGACAGCAUAUUCGAGUUCAGGUACGUGGUGGAGCAUGUGCCUCGGCGGCCUACACAAUCUCCGACGCAAAGGUUGGAAGAACCUGCAGACCUAAAGGAGUCGCCCAACACCGCAACGUUGGAGGAGAAAUCUUCCGGCAGCACUGCCACUGCCACUUCCUCCUCCUCCUCUCGGCAGUCAGAUCAGGACACCAUUAUGGCCUCGCCACCAUCAGGCUCGUCACGCAUUUGGGGCCAAGUACGGCAUGACUGGGGAUUCGUAUAUUACAUCAGGGUCGAUCUCGGGGGAUGUUUCCACACAUAUCCUCACACCGGCGGGCGAUUUCAGAGUUCAGAGGAAGCAGAGAGCGCCAUGGAUCGCUAUUUCCACGAGCGUCGGGAUCCAACACUGUUAGUGAACCAAGGUGCGGUUCCUUCAGUUGAGAUGGCCAUAGAACAAGCUCUUUACUGGCCUGACGGCAGAAGGAAGAAGCGUUCUAAAUGGCUUGUGGCUGAGCAAACCGGUAGUCAGGUCCACCGAUUAGUAGAAGCUUUGGUGGACAAGCAUAAUGAGGAUCACAAUCUUCUCGGGUUCGAUCUUGCAUAUGAACUCAAAGAUGUUGUGCACUACCGAAAUUUUUGUGAGAAGCGUACUUGGUUCUAUCAUCUCAAUUUCACCAUGACUAAAGUAGCAGGUGAUUUCAAUUGUGGCAACGACAACAACCUGUUUUUUGCGGAAGUCAAAUGUGUGCGACAAGGAAAGCAAGAAGAAUUGUUGGUCAGUUGUUUGCGCAUGGUUAGUCCUACCAAAAAUGGUCUCUGCUAUGGUUGCACCAACAAUGGAAGUGUCAACAUUAAGCACCCACACAAUGUAGAUGAAUACAUCGGUGGCCACUUGGAUGUGGAAGCCAAGAAGAGGGAGCUGAGACGUUUGUUUACGGGAAGUGAUGAUCCAAAUGUGAAGACGAUCUUGUGGAUGCAUCCUGAUGAAGUUUUGCUGGAAGAAGACUAA